This is a messenger RNA of Striga hermonthica, 1491 nucleotides long. NCBI's taxonomy places the organism in Eukaryota, Viridiplantae, Streptophyta, Magnoliopsida, Lamiales, Orobanchaceae. The record is from the annotation of a GenBank genome assembly.
AUGGCUGCAGCAAUAUUUUUCAAAGCAGGCUCACAUUUUGUACUCUUAUCAUUAAUAUUACAUCUCACAUUUACUGUGGAAGGAGGCAGCCACAAUUACCAUGAUGCCCUUGCCAAAUCGAUUUUAUUUUUCCAAGGCCAAAGAUCCGGCAAACUUCACAACCAAGACCAAGCCCUAGGCUGGAGGGGCGAUUCCGCACUUUCCGAUGGUCAGUCGGAUGGGGUGGACUUGACGGGAGGGUACUACGACGCGGGAGAUAACGUGAAGUUCAAUUUCCCGAUGGCCUUCACGAUAACCAUGCUUUCCUGGGGAGUCACUGAGAACGGCAAAAAAAUGGGCCAGUUGCCCGAGGCAAUGGCUGCGAUCCGGUGGGGCACGGACUACCUGCUCAAAUCUGCUCAGCAUCUAAAUACUACCGGCAAGUUAUACGCGGUAGUUGGGGAUCCGAAUGAUGACCACCGGUGUUGGGAGAGGGCAGAGGACAUGGACACCGAGAGGACUGCAUAUUACGUAACACGCGAAAAACCGGGCUCUGACUUAGCGGCAGAAAUGGCUGCUGCCAUGGCCUCUGCUUCAAUGGUUUUUCGGAAAACCGAUUCCAAAUACAGCAGGCUGCUUUUGCAGACUGCGAAAAACGUGAUGCAGUUUGCUGUGGACAACCGAGGAGCGUACAGCGAUUUCCUCGCAGUUGCGUGCCCGUUUUAUUGCUCUUACUCGGGAUACAUUGAUGAUCUGAUAUGGGGAGCAGCAUGGCUGCACAGAGCAACUAAUGAUAACAAAUAUUUGGAUUUGAUUCAAUCAUUAGGGGAUAGCGAUCCACCGGACCUUUUCAGCUGGGACAACAAAUUUGCGGGUGCUGAUGUUCUCCUCGCAAGGCGUUAUUUGGUAAGUAAGGAUGAGAAAUUUGUGCGGUACAGUGAGAGAGCAGAAGCCUACAUGUGCAAGAUAAUGCCUAAUUCUCCAUCAUCGACUGUGCCAUACACACCAGGACGUUUGAUGUAUAGGCUUGGUUCAAGCAAUCUGCAGUAUGUAACUUCUGCAACCUUGUUGCUUACUACAUACGCGAAAUACAUGGCGGCCUCUGGCCACACUUUCGAGUGCGGAAGUUUCCACACAGUCACUCCGGCCUAUCUCCGGAACCUAGCCAAAACACAAGUGGACUAUAUAUUAGGCGACAAUCCGAUGAAAAUGUCGUAUAUGGUCGGUUAUGGUACAAAUUUUCCGAAAAAGAUCCACCACAGGGGAUCUUCUAUGCCGCAAUUCGACAAACAUAAUCCAACGCACAUUGGAUGUGAUGAUGGGAUGGAACAGUAUUUUCACUCGUCGAGUGACAACCCAAACAUUUUGACCGGUGCCAUUGUGGGAGGUCCCGACUCGAACGACCAGUAUAAGGACCAGAGGGAGGACGCAACCCAAUCGGAGCCGGCUACUUACAUAAAUGCAGCCAUUGUUGGGCCAUUGGCUUACUUUGCCCGAACUAAACAAUAUUGA